GGUCUAAUGAAGCACAGAUGGGUUUAAAAAAAAAAAAAGGAACAAUGGUGGAUUUUUGUUUACUUUUAAAUUCAUUUUUCUACCUAUUUUUUUUAACCCCAAUGUGGUUGUUAAACCUGUAGUGUAAGUCGUGCGUAAACACAGCGGUGAAAGAAAUGCAAGCUAAAGAGCUUGUGUCGUCAUCGAUGUUGGUCAAAUAGAGGGCGCAGGGCGGCAUGGAGGGCUUUCGGCCCAUGGUGCUACUGGCCGAGUUUUGCCACACGGAUGAGCGGCGACCUUUCCCGGUGUGGCAAGAUGGACACGUGGGCAUGUGUUUCAACCACCUGGUCCUCGGCAUCUUGCCCCACACAAUCAUGGCCACCCUCUCUGCCUUUUACUUGGGCCUGGCCAGGUGUUGCCGUGUGUGCGUGCUGCCUCCCUGCGGCUGGACUCUGCGCCUGCUGUCGUCCCUGCUGGCGUCGCUGCUGUUCACCCUCGACGUGGCAGUGGCAGCUGUGGCCAGGCAGGCGGACGUGUACCCGGACACCCUCGCCGGCAGCUUUGGCGCCCUGGCUUGGCUGAUCCAUGUGGCCGCAGUGGCCACCCUCCCCCAAGGGACGCGAGGGCCUCCUCUGUUGCUGAUGACGGUGCUUCUCUGCAUCCCCCACGUGGUUGUCACCUUCAUGUUCCAUCUCCAAAGAGCCUUGUAUGUGAUGCCGCCCGGACCCCUCCAGUUGACCCGUUUGGUCCUGGCUGCCACACAGACGCUCCCCGUGUCGCUCUACCUUUUGGGGGUGGCAUGUCCACCAUCAGACCCGCGAGGACCCAUGUUACACAUCCAAGAUGAGGAUGGCUCGCUGUUGCUUCCCGAGGAGGACACUGGCGAGAUGGUGGCGGAGGAUGGCACCGGCUGUUUCUCCUGCCUUUUCUAUCUCUGGUUGUCGCCCCUCCUGCGGCGGGGCCGGCGGGGCGAGUUAGAUCAGGCGGCACAUGUUUACCACCUCCCCCGUGGCCUGCGCACCGCCGUCAUCUGCCGACAUUUUCACCAGAGCUGGGUGGCGUGUCGUGGGGGAGCGGUCCCUGAUCCAUGGCCCCGGCCGGUCCAAAGCACCCGGGAGGAUCUACCCGAGCUGGAGGGUGACGUGAGCUUGCUCCGUGUCUUGCAUACUGCCUUUGGGGGGCGCUAUUAUUCCCUGGGUGUGCUGAAGAUGGUGGUGAACAUGCUCCGGUUCUGUGGGCCUCUACUGCUUAGCCUCCUUGUGGGCUUCAUGGAGGAUGAACGGGCCCCAGUUAGCAGGGGCGCCUGGUGCUGCGCUGGCCUCUUCGCCAGUUCCCUCCUCUGCGCCGUACUCCAGAACAUCUUCGCCUUCCAAGUGUCCAAGGUCGCGCUGUCCGCCCGCGCUGCCCUGGUGUCGGCUAUUUACGGCAAGGCAUUGCGGGUGGGUGGCACCAGUCUGGCUCACCUGGCCUUGGGGGAGGUUGUCAACCUGAUGAGUGCCGACACGGACCGCGUGGUCAACUUCUUCAACAGCUUCCAUGAGCUGUGGAGCCUCCCCUUCCAGCUUGCCCUUGCCCUGUACCUGCUCUAUCUGCAGGUGGGCGUGGCUUUCCUGGGCGGGCUGGGAGUGGCCUUUCUGCUGGUCCCCUUCAACAAGUUCCUGGCAUCUCGCAUUCUCAGCAACAACCAGGACAUGUUGCGCUACAAGGACGGCCGUGUUAAGCUGAUGACGGAGAUCCUGUUCGGGAUCCGUGUCAUCAAGUUCUACAACUGGGAGGCCCACUUCACCCGUAAGGUUUCGGAAUGUCGUCGCGGGGAGCUGUCCCACCUCAAGGCCGUCAAGUACUUGGACGCCAUGUGCGUGUACACCUGGGCCGCGCUACCUGUGCUCAUCUCAAUUCUCACCUUCCUCACGUACGUGCUCCUGGGACACCAGCUCACCGCUGCCAAGGUGUUCACCACGUUGGCCCUGGUGGGAAUGCUGAUUGCUCCUCUCAAUGCUUUCCCGUGGGUACUGAACGGCAUCCUGGAGGCCAAGGUGUCGCUAGAGCGCAUCCAGCGCUUCUUCAAACUCACAAACCGGGAUCUUCAGUCCUACUACGCCCUAGUGUGGCCUGAAGAUAAUGACACGGCGGUCCUGUUGAGUCAGGGGACAUUUAGCUGGCAGGGACCCCGGGAAGAUGCUGAAGUGGAAGAUGGCGCUUCCUCUGGACAUAUGCAGCUACUGCACAGCCUCAAUCUUAACAUAAGAAAGGGCUCCCUGACCGUGGUGGUUGGGAAGGUCGGAUGCGGGAAGAGUUCCUUACUGGCUGCCAUCACUGGAGAACUCAGCAGGCACAGCGGCGUGGUGUACGUGGCAGAUCUGGAGCGUGGCCUGGGCCUAGCGACGCAGGAGCCAUGGAUCCAGCACGCUUCAGUUCGGGACAACAUCCUUUUCGGCAAAACCUACGACCCGUCCUUCUACCGGGCCGUAGUGGAGGCGUGCGCUCUGGCCGACGACCUCGCCAUUUUGCCAAAUGGCGACCGCACAGAAGUGGGCGAGAACGGUGUGACGCUGAGCGGAGGCCAGAAGGCCCGGUUGGCCCUUGCCAGGGCCGUUUACAUGGACAAAGACAUGUACCUCCUGGAUGACCCUCUGGCAGCGGUUGAUGCUCAGGUGGCUCGGCACCUCAUGUCCAAGUGCAUCCUGGAACUGCUGGCGGGAAAGACCAGAAUCCUUUGCACACACCGCAUCGAGCUGGUGGACGCCGCCGACGUGGUCGUUCUCAUGGAAAACGGCACCAUCCUCAAGACGGGUUCGCCAGCAGAGAUCCUUCCUUAUCUAGAAGAUACACCAGAUAAACAGAAUAACAAGCGCAACUCCAAAGAAAAAGGUGAGGAAGAGGAGGAGGGAAUUCCCUCCAGUGACCUUCGUCUGGACAUUGACAGUAGUGACGAUUCAGGGUUGGAGAAGAAGGAGGUGGGAGGCCUUUCAUGGAACGUGUACCACAUGUACUGGGCAGCGGUCGGCGGUCUCCUGGCCACCUCCAUUUUGAUGUCGCUAUUCGCCAUGCAAGCCUCAAAGAACGUGUCGGACUGGUGGUUGUCUCACUGGAUCUCAGCACUGAAGAGCAACUCUUCAGCGGGUAGCAACCGUUCUUGCUCCGACUUCCUCGGCUCGCCUCGCCUGCUCCUGUUCUCCACUGGAAGCUUCAUGUCGGCUUUGUCGCCACCGCCAGAGCCGAGCAGCGAGGUACGUUUCUACCUGGCGGUGUACGGCACCAUAGCUGGGGCCAACACCCUCUUCACCGCUCUGCGAGCCUUCCUCUUCGCCUACGGCGCUAUCUGUGCGGCCACCGCCAUCCACGACAAACUCUUGGAUCGUGUCAUCAAGGCCACGGUGAGCUUCUUCGACACGACACCGCUGGGCCGCAUCCUCAACCGCUUCUCCUCAGAUGUGUACAGCGUGGACGACAGCCUGCCCUUCAUUCUAAACAUCCUGCUGGCCAAUGUCUUCGCUCUUCUGGGUACGCUGGUGGUAAUGAGUUUUGCGCUGCCGUGGUUGCUGCUGGCGCUGCCCCCUUUGGCUCUGAUCUACCUGAGCACGCAGCGUUACUACCGACACACCUCCCGCGAGCUCAAGCGGCUAUGCAGCGUCACGCUCUCGCCUCUCUACUCGCACUUCUCGGAGACGCUCGGUGGCCUCGCGACUAUUCGGGCCAGUUGUAGUUGCACCAGGUUUGAGGAGGAAAGCAUGCGUCGCUUGGAGGUCAACCAACGCUGCUUAUUCUUGAGCAGCGCCGCCUCCCAAUGGUUGGACAUUCGCCUGCAGCUCAUCGGCGUUGUCGUGGUGACCGCCCUCGCCGCCAUUGCCGUCAUACAGCACUCCAUCAACGUGGUUGACCCAGGCCUGGUGGGGUUGUCGCUGUCAUAUGCGCUGUCCAUCACCUCCCUCCUCUCUGGCCUCAUCUUCACAUUCACGCAGACCGAGAUGCAACUGGUGAGCGUGGAGCGAGCCCACGAAUAUUCCAGCCAGCUCCCGGCGGAGCCUCUGCAGCAGAACCAGCAGCUGCCGCCGUCGUGGCCCCAGUACGGAUGCGUGGAGUUCCGCCAUGUGGUCUUGGCAUACAGGGAAGGUCUUCCCAAUGCCUUGGAUGGCGUGAGCUUGGUGGUGCGAGCCGGUGAGAAAGUGGGGAUUGUGGGCCGGACGGGUUCAGGCAAGUCGUCCUUGUUUGCGGCGCUUUUCCGCAUGGUGGAGGUGAGUCAGGGUGAGAUCCUUCUGGACGGCUUGGAUGUCGGCAGCGUGGGACUCGCUCAGCUCAGGUCCAGGUUGGCCAUCAUUCCUCAGGACCCUUUCCUGUUCAGCGGGACCAUCCGGGAGAAUCUGGACCCGUGUGGUCGGCACCAGGACAAGCAGCUUCUGGAGGUCCUAGACCAGUGCCACCUCAGCUCAGUGGUCAAUGCCAUGGGCGGUCUGGACGCUGAGCUUCAGGACCGAGGCCGGACCUUCUCUCUGGGCCAGCGACAGCUGCUGUGUCUUUCUAGAGCGCUGCUCACUCAGGCCAAGGUUCUGUGUGUGGACGAGGCCACAGCUAGCGUGGACCAGAAGACCGAUAAACUCCUGCAGAAGACCAUCGCUGACAGAUUCCGUCACAAGACUGUACUCACCAUCGCACAUAGGAUCAAAACCAUCAUGGACUGCGAGCGCGUGCUGGUGAUGCACGCUGGGAAGGUGGUGGACUUCGACACGCCGGCAGCUCUACGCCAAAAAGAUGACUCGGUCUUCCAGCGGCUCCUCGGCAGGGAGGGAGCGACGUCGGAACCAAAGCUAUGACGACUGAAGCUUUUUUGGGAUUUUACAUCACUGGAUGUUCAUGUUUGACAUUAAAUUUUAUACAAUG
Messenger RNA from Syngnathoides biaculeatus (alligator pipefish), 4857 nucleotides. It is a transcript of the gene abcc10, whose product is annotated as ATP-binding cassette, sub-family C (CFTR/MRP), member 10. Gene Ontology annotation, molecular function: ATP binding; ATP hydrolysis activity; ABC-type transporter activity. Gene Ontology annotation, biological process: transmembrane transport. The record is from RefSeq and is a predicted model, not a curated record. Gene Ontology annotation, cellular component: membrane. NCBI's taxonomy places the organism in Eukaryota, Metazoa, Chordata, Actinopteri, Syngnathiformes, Syngnathidae.